AUGGAUGAGUUAAAUGCGUGCACUGAGUGUGGAUUCACAACUACAGUAUACUCGGAGUUUCAAGGGCAUAUUGGUAAGUGUGGGAUUUAUCAGGUUCUGGCAUCUAAUUGCCAGUUUGUUGUUGACAGCCGAUAUUACAUAUUAAACCGUUACAGAAAAACACGAAAUUGAGCAUAGUCGAUCAUCCAGUGGAGAAAUGUCCAAUUCACAGGUUUGUUUUUGCAAUGAUUUGAAAAAUAUGUUUCUCGAGGAGAAACCGCAUGUUCAAUUUUUUGGGGUAGACCAGCCUUUCAAUCUGUCUCUCAUUAAAUCACAAAAAAAUAAUAGACUAACUACAGUAAGAAUAUUUCGAAGAUAAAUGUCGUUGCUCGCAACAUUGGAUAAAAAGCAGGUGCAAAAGUCUAAUGCGACAAAAAGCAAUAAAAUCUGAUUAGGUAUACGGUAGAAAAGUCGACACUUUUUUUCUAAAAUCGUUUUUCAACAUAAAAUGGAAUAUGUAGAUGAUUUGUUUCUCGAAAAAAACUUUAUUUUUUUCAAAAAGUUUAGCUAGAGAUUAGUUUUUUUUUCAAAAUUAAAUUUUUCAGAGUAUUGAAUGGACAGAAGGUAGUCAAUCAGCUACUCCAUCACCUCGAUCAACACCUCCAACUGAUCCAACACCUAGUCCAAAUUCAAGUGAACAAAUUGCCAUAUCAGAGAUCACGAAUCUACUCAAUAAAAGUAACCCGAUAAAUGUUUGCAUUCAUAUUUAAAAUUCCUUUUUUCUUCAGAAGAGCCUUCAACCAAAACUCCAAAACAAGUUCACAUUUGUCCACAUUGCAAUUUCACCACGUGUAUGUCACAACAUAUGAAAAGCCAUUUGGUAAGUGUUAAAAAGUGGGCGGAGCUCAAAUUUCCUGUUGUUUCUUGCUCGAUAGUAACAAAAAGCAAUCAUUUUUCACUAUAUUUUUUUUCUCGCUUAUUUUUAUGAUUAAUAAUUAGUGCGUUUUUUCUCCCAAUCAAACCAAAAGUUCAGAAAAAUCCCCAAAGAUUUUGCCCAAAUUUCAGUUUUAUUAACAAAAAAGAGAGAAAAUAUUCGAUAAUAUUUCUAUUUUUAAAAAUGUUUUUGCCAUUUUUGGAAAACGUUGGAAAGGUAAGUCAGUCAGUCACUGUGUAAACAUGACCGAGAUGGUGCUUCUUCUCAGGAUGAGAUGGCUACUAGUAUAUAGAAAAAUGUUUACUUUAGUUUGGCGGAAAAAGGGAAUACUGUCCAGUUGACUCUUUCUUGAAAAAAUAAGAUUGUUUGUGCUUUGGACAACCAAAUCACUUCCGUCCUUUGAAAAUCGAAGGGACGGAUUCGACAGAAGUUUUUUUUUCAUUUUAGAAAAGAAUCAUAGACAAUUUUGAGAUAGUUAAUCGUCAGACAUGUACUUGUAUCCCACGAGUUCCCAAAAAAAGACCUCGAAAAUAAUCAGAUUUCUCCCAAAAAAAAACUAAGAUCACAUGAUUUCAUAUUGUUUUUCAGGAAGCACACGAACGCCAUCAAGGUCAAAUGUACCAGUGCGAUGUUUGUAAAAUGCAGUUCAGUCAAAAGGUGGAUUAAUUUUUUAAGGAAAGAUCAAUCAAUAACUUUUCAAAUUUCAGGCAAAUAUGCAUCGCCAUCGAAUGAGGCAUAGCGGUGUUAAGCCGUAUGAAUGUCGUUUUUGUAAGAAGAGAUUUUUCCGGAAAGACCAGGUUUGUUGUAUUUUCAAAAUUUUCUUUUUUGAAUUGCGCAAUUCAAUGUCUAGCAAAAUGCAAAUUUAUGAGAUAAAAAAUCCUGUUUUUUUCUCCUUUUUUCACUUUUUUUUUCUUCGUAAUCAAACCGAAAGUGAAAUUGAUCUUUCUAACGUUUUUUGGAUCGGCAAGGUCGACCUCCUCCGGGAAGAAGACGAAGAUGGCAUAUACCCGUUUUUUUCGCUUCAAUUUCAUCUUUUUUCCUCAAGGUCAUCGAGCCCAAGACCUUGGGGAGGAAGAGAAAAUCAGGCACGCUCUCCCUUUUUUCUUUCUAUUUCCCUUGUUGCCCCCGCGCAUACCUUUUCUCAACUCUCUCUAUUUCUCUUAAAAAGCUUGUUAUCUCUACUUUGAUUUCUUUCCCGUCCGUCCCCCGUCAGCCCUGCCUGCUUGCCCGUCCCGAAAAAAUGCCGAAGACAAAAAAGUCAUUAUUCUUAAAUUGUAAUAAGUGAAAGGUGGAAUAUAUCUAGAUUUUUUCUCGCCAAUUUUUCGGUUUUCCACUUCGCGCUUCGAUGAGUUCAUUUUAUCAUGACGUUAGUUGGGAGCAAGUGAUUAGGGAGAAAAAAAAAAUAAAAACUUCGAAAAUAUUGAGAGAGAGAAAGAUAUUAAUAAUUGAAGAGGAGAAAAGAAAAAUAAUUGGAUGGGAAAAUGAUUCGAGACAAAGUACAGAAUUUUUGAGAAAUCAAAACAAACCAAAACAUUUUUUGUGCUGUAAACCAAUUAAAAUGAUAAAAGUGUGCAAAACAAGAAAAAGAAGGCCAAGAAAAAGUUGGAAAAUUGUGAGGGACGUUUAUGAGAAAAGCGCAAUGGUUCAUAUUUGUCGAUCAAUUAUUGACUAAUUUGGAACUUCUGCAUUGAGUUGUUCAAAAAUUGUUGACUAAACUCGAGCCCUGAAUAGUGUUAGAGAACAAUCAAACUCAAAUUUGAUAUUGAAAGUUGACUUAAACACUUUUCAAUUCUCAAAAUACAGGCUUCAUAAUUAGGAGUUUCAAAUUCAUGGAAUGAAUCCUCCUCAAGAAUCCUAACAUAACAUCUCUGAACGUGAGAAAAUCUUAAUCAUACAUUUUUUUCAGAUGCAAGAGCAUUCAAUGACACAUAUUAAAACGGGUUUUGGAUUUGAUUGUCCGGUUGCUCAUUGUACAAUGCAAUUCAGUCAGCAUAAUUCUUUAAGGUAAACACCUCCAGCAUUACAUUUUUUACAUAUCUAACUUUCGAUUUUUCUAGAACACAUCUUGAAGAAACACAUGUAAUUUCAUCUGGAAAUCAGGCAUCUUGUAAACGAUGCAAUUUGAUGUUUGCAAAUUCUCGCCGAUUACUUUUACAUUAUCAAACUCGACACGAUGAAUCAGAGGUACAAUCUGUUUUGAAUCAAAAUUUCAUACAUUUUCAAUUAUUUUCAGCAAUCAAAUUCCUCCCCAGCCAAACGUGAAUCAACACCAAAACGUAAAAAGUUGAGUGCCAAUGUUUCCGAGUCGUCAUCUUUGAGUUUUUCGGAACAACUUCAAAAUUUGGUCAAGUCUGAUUUUGUUGGAACAACAUCAGAGAACCCAAUUAUGAACACUGAUUAUGAUUUACUGGUGAGUUGUAUUCUUCACACUGUCUGUGAGAUCUUUUUUAUUCAUUUUUCUUCAGGCGCAGAAUUUCCCAUCAAGCCAGGAUCUUUUGAUGUUGUGUCUUCAAAAUAUCAGCCAAGGACAGUUUCCAAGUUUUGGUGAUAACCUCCCACAAGCUCUCAUGGGAAUGUCAAAUUUCCAACUUCCUUUACAACAACAAAUUACUCAAGCCGUUCCGCAAACUGUUCCAAACCCCAUCAAGCAAGAAUCAGUGCAACUGUGGUCAGAACAAACAUCAAGCUCAGUCAGUGUCAGUGCUCCAAGUCCCAGUGAGCAAUCGCAUUCACCAUCAGCUGAACUCUCAAAAAUGUCGACCCCAAAAGCUGGAACACCAGACAAUGCACCAAAAGAUUUGAGUAUUCCGAAAAAAGAAGAAAUUGAAGUUGAUGGCGAAGAGGGAGAAGAAGAAGAGGAGGAAGAUAUUAAUGUGAUGACUGAAAAAUCACCGAGUCCGGAAAAAGAAGAAGAUGAGAAUGUGGUAAGUUUUUAUGAAAAACAACGGGAAAUUAUUAACUUUUCCUGUUUUUGUUGGAAAUGAGAAUAUAUAGGGAAUAAUAGGAAAUAACAAUACAUAUGUAGUUGUAUUUUGGGAAAAAAAAUAUUUUGGGAUUAUCUGAUCAUUAAUUUUUACGAGAACAUUUAUCCAUUAUACAUAUGUAUAUUAAACAAUUACAAUUCUGAAAUCAAGGUCCAGGUGAAGAACAUUUUCCUGAAAACAUUGAUGAGAAGAGAAGAAAAUUGUUUGAUUUUUAUGUUGGUUUUCUAGCAUAUAAUUUGGUUCAAUCUCAAUAUUAUCAACUUACAACCUAGAGUUUUAGUAACUUAUAAUUAUACAAAUUGAAAAAUUGAACCUUUUAGACUUAACAAUUUUUGUUCUCUGUAAUCAUUUUCUUUGAAAAAAAAACAUAAAAUAUAUCGUUUCAGGAAUGCAAUCAUUGUGGACUUAUGUUUUUUGACAACACCAUGUACCUUUUGCACAAAAGUUUGCACGCUGAAGGCGAUCCAUUCCGAUGUGCACUUUGCGGAACUCAAUGUGGUGAAAAAUAUAUGUUUACCACACAUAUAAUUUUUGCUGAUCAUAACACAAAUACUAACGCACCUGGUCCAUCGAAUUCGACUUCAGUUGUGACAUCGGCAAAGAAAAGCGCAAUGACAUAA
Messenger RNA from Caenorhabditis angaria, 4517 nucleotides. The record is from the annotation of a GenBank genome assembly. NCBI's taxonomy places the organism in Eukaryota, Metazoa, Nematoda, Chromadorea, Rhabditida, Rhabditidae.